UCAGCUGGAGAGGCUUUGUGUCCCCAUGGGGAGCUUUCCUAACUCUGUGACUUCCUUCAGGAGGGUAUUGCACUGUGUCGUUUGGAGCCAGCAGGCAGUGCUGGCAGCAGGCAGGGAUCCACAGCGCUGGAUCCUGUGCCAGAGAGCACCAAAAUGGGGCAGAGUUUUAGGGAGCACCUUCAUCUUGCCCUCAUCCUCUUACUUCUGCAUCUGGAGUCUGCAGUGACCAGCGAUCCCCCACACAACUGCUAUGGGGCUCCAGGCCUGCCAGGCAUCCCGGGUGUGCCAGGCAGGGAUGGCCGGGAUGGGCUGAAGGGAGCCAAAGGCGAGCCAGGCAUUCCGGCCAUUCCUACUAUGCAAGGUCCCAAGGGCAUGAAGGGGGAGCCAGGCAGCCCAGGUUUGAGGGGCAAGAUGGGCCCCAUCGGUCCUGCUGGUCCCCCUGGAGACCCGGGGGCGAUGGGUCCUGUUGGACAGCAGGGGCUGCCAGGCAGCCUCAAGAGGAUGCACCAGUCAGCAUUCUCAGUGACGAGACAGACUGGUGAGCACCCCAUGAAGAACGCCCCUGUGAUCUUCAACAACGUCAUCAUCAACACCAACAACGACUACAGCACCACUACAGGCAAGUUUACCAGCAAGAUCUCCGGCCUCUACUACUUUGUCUACCACAGCUCAAUGGAAAGGAACCUCUGCAUCCUCCUGUUCCAGGACAAAAUGAAGAAGGCCAGCUUCUGUGACCACAAGACCAACAACAUCCAGGUUACCUCUGGAGGAGUCCUCCUCCAUCUGAAGGCUGGGAACCAGGUCUGGCUGGAGGUGAAUGAUUACAAUGGCAUGGUGGGCACUGGUGAAUCUGACAGCAUUUUCUCGGGGUUCCUGCUCUUCCCAGACUAGAGGAGCACCAAGGCUCACCCAGCACACACAGCUCUGUCUCCUUCCCUGUCAAUAAAUCCUUCCCCAAUGUG
Meleagris gallopavo (turkey) is the source of this 962-nucleotide messenger RNA. Its product is annotated as complement C1q subcomponent subunit C. The record is from RefSeq and is a predicted model, not a curated record. Lineage: Eukaryota; Metazoa; Chordata; Aves; Galliformes; Phasianidae. Gene Ontology annotation, molecular function: protein binding.